Messenger RNA from Daphnia pulex (common water flea), 898 nucleotides. RefSeq lists its product as uncharacterized. Bases 163 to 624 code for a protein of 153 amino acids. The record is from RefSeq and is a predicted model, not a curated record. NCBI's taxonomy places the organism in Eukaryota, Metazoa, Arthropoda, Branchiopoda, Diplostraca, Daphniidae. The transcript is spliced from 4 exons.
UUCAAGCGUACAAAAAAGAGGAGCGAGUUCGAGAGGAGAUAGCGUCCCUUUCAGGCUUUUAGACUUUUAGUUUCUACAUUCACUGUGCCUGUCUGUGCAUUCUCGUCAGAGUUAACGUCUCACGCCAGUCACACGUUAUUUGGCUCUUCAAUUUCGGAGGAGAUGGAAGAAUUCGAACACCCAGAUGUUGAUGUCCCUGCGAAUAUAUCGUUGGCUCAUCAAUCGUUGUUCAAAGCAGAGAAGAUGACUGAACCACUUAAACCACCAGCGAGUGCUGCUGCUUAUUACGUUAUGACGCAUCAUUCCGAAUUGGGUAAUCUUACUCCUGCUGAAAUUGAUGUUCUUUGGGGAAAGGUGCCAAAGAAACAAAAAAAGAAGUGCAUUGAUGAACAUAAAAAGAAGCAUCAAGACUAUGCUUAUGAAUUUGAAAAAUUCAUCAGGACAUUGAAUGCAGCCGAACUUAAAUCUUAUCGCACAGUUAUGGAGAAUCGUCGUGCUCAGGAUCAGGCGGAUAAAGUUAAAGAAAGUUCUGACGGUGAAUUUGAAUCGAUUAGUACAGAUGAAGAUCAAACAAGUGUCGCCUGCUCUGACCACGAUGGUCAAAAUAUCCUCGGACAAGACUAAACCGGCUGAAAAUGUACCUCUGAAACUGUUUCAUUGAAGUGUAAAAUGUUUCACCAACUUACAAACUUCGUGAAGUGCCUAUCAAUACUAAGUUAGUGCUCGUCAAAUUGGUGUUGAACGUCCGUUCAUUCAUAAUCUAGAAAUGGGUAACCAAGAAAUUCUUUGAAGGUUUUAUGUGUUUAAUUUUUUAAAAAGAGGGGAUGGACUAGUAUAUAUGUUGAAUGUAUUUAGUCGCUCUCACAGUUUAAAUAAAAUGAUUCCGUUCAAAAAAUAA